Molecule: messenger RNA, 600 nt
Organism: Acanthosepion pharaonis
Lineage: Eukaryota; Metazoa; Mollusca; Cephalopoda; Sepiida; Sepiidae
Source: the annotation of a GenBank genome assembly
AUGGCUGACAUUGAGCAACCACAACGUGAUUCGACAGAGAAGAAAAACAAAAUUACUGCUUGGAAAUGUGUCGCUAAGGCGAAGUUGCCAGUUGUCAAGUCGGUUCUUCAUGAUAUUAUUGGCCACCUCAACAAAAACAGUCGGCCUUGUAUGCGAUAUGAAGAUUAUAAGGAAUCCUGGUCUUUGCAGAGUUACUGGCAGGUACUUGAUGUCUUUGAAAACUUACUUCAGGAAGUUUGCAAAGACUCCUUUACAAAAGAUCAGGUUUUCUCUUGUUUAGGGGAUGUAUUGCCAGAUACUUACAAAGAAGAAAUCUAUCAUGUGAUUGACAGUCGCCGUGAAGACAUAAGGAAACAUGCACUUGCUAAGACAACUGCUGUUUCACAAAGGAAACUGGUCAAUUUUGACUGGAAGGUUAAUUUGGUGAUGUCAAGUGAUAAGCUUGGUUUAGUACAGGAGCCGCUUUGCAACUUGGACUUUGAAAUCAACAAUAAUGACCAAAAAACAAAGACUUCAAUUGAAUUAACAAGUGAAGACCUGAAGACACUAAUCAAAUCCUUGGAAGCUGCAAACAAGACUGUCAUGCAGUAUACAUCCUGA